Messenger RNA from Cyclopterus lumpus (lumpfish), 899 nucleotides. RefSeq lists its product as uncharacterized. The transcript has 4 exons. The coding region runs from base 77 to 802 and encodes 241 amino acids. The record is from RefSeq and is a predicted model, not a curated record. Lineage: Eukaryota; Metazoa; Chordata; Actinopteri; Perciformes; Cyclopteridae.
CACUAGUUUCUUCUUCUGUCGCCUGUUAGCAGAGACACAAUUUGUAAGCUGUUUAGCUUCAGCUUCAGAUCCCAAAAUGUAUUUUGGAUUUUGUUUGAGAGUGCUUGUGCUCUCACUGUUGACUCUCGGGCAGGAUGCAAAUGCACUCGGUGAGAGAAGAGGAGGCUCCAGUGGCAUUGAGCCUCUCUUUGAAUACACAAGCAACCACAAACUAGUGCUUCCUUCUGAUAUUGAGAGCUCUGCACAGGCUGGAAGGUUUAUAGGUAGUUCUGGAUCCAGUCACAGUGCAGGUGGGCAAGUGGAAAGGUACAGUCCAGAGGGAAGUGUUUCUAGUUACGGCUCCAACCCCAAUGCGAAAGGUGUCAUCCAGACGAAAGCUGGCGUGUGGGAUUACGUCUCACCUGAAAAUGGAAAAAGAUUUGUCUCUGGUAUUGCUUCAAGUGGGAGAAUUGUUAUGAAACCAGGUCCUCGGCCCCCUUCCGAGCCCAAGCCAUCAGUCUACCAGCUAUCCGUCUACCAGCCCAAGCCCCUGCAGCCCCGCUACCUGUCCAAGCCCCAGCAGCCCCGCUACCCAUACUCGUCCAAGCCCCAGCAGGCCGUCUACCAGCCCAAGCCCCAGCAAGUGGGGAUUCAAAUCCAACCUGGCAUGUCAGAGUUAUUUUCUCCCACUGGAGGGGUUUCUGGUCAUAAUAUGCCGCCUAUCAACUUAAACGUACAAAUGACUGUUCCUCCAAGAACAAGACACAUUCCAAUGUCAUCCCAACAACGUCCCAGGUGGCAGCACUCCAUGGUUCCGGUGUGAAAAUGCAACCAUUGACCUAAAGGAUCCCCGCUGUUCCUGACCACGUUCUGAAAGCAGUCCGUCCUGACAUCAACCAUUUUGUGACGUUCAAUAAAAU